CAGACUGCGCUAAUGUUUCUUGCGCUAGGUUCAAGCAGCUGUUUAUGAGGGUUUCAUUUCAUUGAUCAGUGUUGUAAUCUGUUUUCUCGAGUUGCUAUUAAGCAUCGCUAGAUCUAAGACCCAAGGAAAUUCGAAAAUUUAAUGAAGGAUAUAAAGCCUAGUGCGAGUUUGUAUUAUUUUUUAUAACCUAAAAACAUCCAGAAGGUUCUGAAACAUUAUACCUACCGUAGUUUACGUAAGAACAAAAAUAGAGAGAGGUGUUACGUACGAGAAGACAAUUUUUAAAAGUAACUGCACAAUUUCUUGGCAGUGUGUUGAAAGCUGUUCAAAAGAACUUGACAGUCCAAUCUUCAAAUUCAUCGCCAGCACAGAGGUAACGAGUGGCAUUAAAAUGACCAGCACUGUCUUGUGAUACAUGUGACGAACGCGAAAUUUCAGCACAAGUGAAGACCCAGGCUUAAACAGCGAAGAGGCCCACCAAAUGGCAAAUCAGCCGGGCAAAAUUCUGAGGUUUUUCGGCAACCUGGUCAUCAUUCUUCUCUUCUCUGCAAAUGUGGUGGCUGCGUGGAAGGACCUCAGUACCCCUUACUGGUUCUUCAAUUUCAUAAUGUUGGGUGUAGCCUUCUACCUGCUGAACUCCAUAGCAUGUUGCUUCGAAGAGGAUUUCGACACGAGCGAUCUCUUGGGGUCCUACCCCGUCAUAGGCUACAGAACCAGCGACAGCAGCACAAGACAGUCGCCUUCGCCCAUAACUUCGGACGCCUCCAGCUGCGUCUUUGUCAGCAGCGUAGACGAAGCAGUCGAAGCCAUGAGCGACCGGCACCCAAUUCUUCCGAAAAUAGAGGAGAGUCCAGUGAAGAAGUGACGGACUCAUUCCUCGUGUACAUUGUAUAUAAAGAGCGUGUGGUCUCUCUCUCUCUCUCUGACGAAAAAAUGUAAAUAUUUUGACCCGGAGUGAUGACAAUGCAGAGCUCUUUGGUCGCAUCAGUGUGUAUGAAGCCAAUGUUUACUCGCAUAGGAAAGUUGAAAAUAAAAUAAAAGCAGUUAGUUAUUAGUUCCUUAGUAGUUUAUUAAACGUUUUAGAUAGCUAUUCAAAGUUCCAGAUUUUUACUCUCCAUUUGUAAGUGAUUAACUGCAAACUGGUUACCAAUGACAAAUGUUUGCCUUCUUUUUUCUUUUUAAUAUAGAGUGGGUACUUUGCUCUACUGCGCAAGGGUAAGAGUACAAUGUGUAAAAUAUGUAUGUGUUGUGUAAAAUACGGAAGUAGUACAUCAUCUAAGAUGAGUAAUUCCAUCACGUAGCCAGGGUGAUUUCUUGCGCCAUAUUGUGAUAUUUCAAGGUCAAAAUUUACACGAUAAUAAUAAAUGUCUAUCACAUUUC
This is a messenger RNA of Macrobrachium nipponense, 1380 nucleotides long. RefSeq lists its product as uncharacterized. The record is from RefSeq and is a predicted model, not a curated record. NCBI's taxonomy places the organism in Eukaryota, Metazoa, Arthropoda, Malacostraca, Decapoda, Palaemonidae. Bases 482 to 865 code for a protein of 127 amino acids. The transcript is spliced from 4 exons.